This is a messenger RNA of Sparassis crispa, 1740 nucleotides long. RefSeq lists its product as hypothetical. The transcript is spliced from 3 exons. Bases 1 to 1740 code for a protein of 579 amino acids. Lineage: Eukaryota; Fungi; Basidiomycota; Agaricomycetes; Polyporales; Sparassidaceae. The record is from RefSeq and is a predicted model, not a curated record.
AUGCGUGCACCACGGCUACAUCUCCACCUCGCUUUUUUUGGCGCGCUCCUCCGCCUGCGCGCCGCCUCCGCCGUCCUCGUAAACGUCACCGUCGACGACACCUUUGGCGACCCGCUCACUGGCGCUCAGUUCGAGUACGGCCCCGAGGACGCAUGGAGCGCCGGCCAGAACUGCAGCGAUUGCCUUGCGCAUCCGGACGCGUACGAUGCGUUCCUCGGCUCCUGGCACGACGGGACGUUCCUCCCCACCUCACUCGGCGGGACUGGCGUGCCUCUGACGGCAUCUGUGGAGUUUAAUGGCUCAGCGCUGUACGUCUUCUGUAUCGUCCCUCAGUCCGCAAUGGACUUCGAUGGGAAUACGCUCGUAUCGUUCCUCAUCGACGACGAGCCCUUGGGCAAGUUCGUCAAUUACCCGCCGAGCAUGAGUGAUGCGUUCGACUACAGCGUCCCUGUGUACGCCAAUGACUCGAUUGUGCCCGGCCUGCAUACUUUCACGCUUGUGAACGGAUAUGCGGACGCAUCAACACAGUCGCUCGCACUCCUCGACUACAUCGUCUACACACGGGACGACGGCACCAACGAUACUAAAGAUUCGGCCUCCCAAACUUCGUCAUCCCCAAGUGCGCCCUCCACUAGUGGACCCACCAUCUCUGCAAGCAUCUUCAGCUCGCCCACCGCGCACACAUCCACGUCCACGCUCUCCCCGCACACGCGCGUGGUCGCGAUCCUCGUCUCGACCAUCGGCGGGGCGUUCUUCAUCGCGCUCCUCGCCGCGCUGGUGCUUUUCCUGCGCCGGCGGCACGCGUAUGCCGUCUGCGCGCGCGACGAUGCAGACCGCGCACCACCCCCGCCACCGAUCGACGAGGACCCGGCCUUGAGCGGGUGGGCGGUCGGCACGUGGGCCAGGGACAGCAGCGUCGCGUCCGUGCACUCGCAGCGCGCGUGGCCCUGGCAGCGGUUCUUCGGCGGGAGGACUGCAGCUGAGAGUGCUGGGACUGGGAGUGGGAGUGGGAGGGGAGAGCACGAGGUGGAGCUGCCCGCGGCGCGGGGCACGACGGAGGGCGGGUCGUUCAUCCUGCCGCUGAGGCGCACUGCCGCGUACUCGUCGCCCGCGGUGUCUGCGUCGCUCAUGCUUUCGGUCCAGCCCUCGAUGUACCCCGUGCAGUCGACACCGGGCGCUGGACCGUCAAAACCAAAACCUCGUCCACGCUCGCUCGACGCGCGACCGCCGCAGCUGGAGCGGAUCCUGAGGCACUCACCGCUGCGGUUGCACAUCCCAACCGCAGGCGGAAGCAUCUUCAUCGAAAGUGAGCUGCUCUCGCCCCAGUCCGAGGCCGUGAUCUGCGCACGCGCACACCCGCCAGAAGGGAUGGCCCACACAGAUAAUUCAAACAACGCGGUGCACUCUCCGGGAGAUGUGGCGCGGUCACCUCUGGGGACGGUCCACUCCCUCGUGGACACGGUGCAGUCCCCGCAGACGGUGUACCUCCCCGCGCGCGCGGACAGCGUGAAGACGAUCCUGAGCCUGGCAGGUGCGAGGCAGAAGCCGCCCCAGCCAGCCGUACCGCCGCUCCCACCACUGCUCGAGGGGUGGGUGGGCGGCAUCAACAUGGAGGCUGCGGUGGUACGAAGAAGAGAGCGUGUGCGGGAGGACCGAGAGACAACGGAAAAAAUGCGAUGUCGACGGAUGGCGCGGUUCUUUACCAUCGGGGCGGAGUGUCAUAAGGGUGGUGCGACGUAG